AUGGCGAAUGCGGCUUGGGAGGUAGAGUGGGCGGCGGCAAUUCACGCAGAACAGCAGCGCCUCGGGAGCGAGUAUCGCCAGCUCAAGCGGAGGGAGUUUGAAGACAAAUUCAUCAUCAUGGACAACGCGAUCGUACGCCUCGCGCGUCAACCACAUCUGGGAGUCGCGUCGAGAAGCCAGGCACUGCGCGAGGUGAAGGAGACGGGUGACUGGUAUCGGUCUGCGCAAGCACACAUCAAGUCCCUAAUAUACGAAGAUUACAAGCACGAGGUUAGCGAGGAGCACCCUGAAAUGCGGCAAGUCGCGCGGGACCGAGUCAGGUGUAGAGUUCACGCCGUGCUCCUCACAGAGCUCAUCAGCCAGCGACGCGACGGCGACGACGAGGGAGCAGAUCCACAUCGAGCAGCAGAAGACCUCGGUUGGACGGACAGCCUAGUGGGACGAUUUCUCCACAUUUUCUUCCCAGCAACACGCUUGGCCAUGGUGGCCACAGCAGCUACAGCAGACCAGUCCAGCAAGCUGGAACGACAAGUUCUGGGGAACCAGUGUCCUGUUUGCUGGGGUCCCUACCAGCAGCUUACGCGCUUGGGGGCUUGCGGUCACCUGUUCUGCUUUAGCUGCAUCAUGCAAUCGCUGUGCUCGAAUAUGUCGUGCCCAGUGUGUCGGGACCAAGUACAUUUGUUAGACGUGGAGACUUUAGAUAUCGAGUGGGUCAGGGAGGACAACGGCGAUGAAGUGGAGGAUGACGAGGAGAUGAUAGAUGGAGCAUGA
Zasmidium cellare ATCC 36951 is the source of this 771-nucleotide messenger RNA. RefSeq lists its product as uncharacterized. The coding region runs from base 1 to 771 and encodes 256 amino acids. The record is from RefSeq and is a predicted model, not a curated record. NCBI's taxonomy places the organism in Eukaryota, Fungi, Ascomycota, Dothideomycetes, Mycosphaerellales, Mycosphaerellaceae. The transcript has a single exon.